AUGAGCUAUCCCGUUACGAAAUUAGCAACAGUAACUGGAAAAAAAUUGUUGGUUAAUGCAGCGCCUAUUCAAAUCUCGGAUGCUGAGCGUCCGCGGCGCGCUCGUGACCGGCCCCGCGCGUGCGCCGCUAUGCGCCCGCGCUCCAUUAAUAUCGGCGGUCGUCGGCCGCGGCCGAUGCGGUUCGUGCGAUUAACGAUCAUGAUUCGAUUACGCACCCCGCACACCACUCCGCGCUCCCCCGCCUACACUCCACAGAGUACAUCCACCAUCUAUGGUAGCCGAAACUAUCAAAAAUAUUAUAAACCAACAAUAAAGUCACCACAAAAAUUUCACCGCAAAUUUCUUGGCCGCCCGCGCCUGCGCCCGCGCCCGCCCCCGCCCGCCGCCGCCCGCGCGCGCCCACGCUGCGCCGUGCCGUUCCAUCCGCUGCACCCGACAACUUGUUAC
Brenthis ino (lesser marbled fritillary) is the source of this 447-nucleotide messenger RNA. Lineage: Eukaryota; Metazoa; Arthropoda; Insecta; Lepidoptera; Nymphalidae. The record is from the annotation of a GenBank genome assembly.